Molecule: messenger RNA, 321 nt
Organism: Macrosiphum euphorbiae (potato aphid)
Lineage: Eukaryota; Metazoa; Arthropoda; Insecta; Hemiptera; Aphididae
Source: the annotation of a GenBank genome assembly
AUGACAUCAUCGCGUCCGCAGGCCAACGAGACGGAUGCGUUCAUAAUGGAUCGGUGGUUGGGAGUGGUGAACGAGCCUCCGUGCCCUCAGUACGAGUUCGGCGACAUCGAGGUGAUGGCCAAGUCGGUGUGUACCCAUCAGACCAUAUUGGUGCUGGAGACGCCCAUGGUGAUGGCCAGGGCCAUGAGUCACCAGAACGGGUGCCGAGUCAUGUCGGUGGGUGGCCGGUCGUCACGCGGUCGCUUACGCAUCGGUGUUGACGGCCAAGGGGUCGCCGUACACGCCACUGAUAAACGAGAUGUAAGUAUACGCAAUGCAUAG